AUGGCAGCAGCUGCUUUGGCUUACAUCAGAACAGAAACAAUCCCAGAAAACAAUACGGGAAAUGAGCCAGACGAUGAUGACGACUUUUUUGAUACUGAUGUUGAUACCGACACAUCAACUACAUCAUGCAGUUCUAUAUUCACCGAAACACUUGAUUAUUCUUAUCGAAAUUUAUCGUCGAUACCCGAAGAACUUUUAAAUUCGGAUGAAAAACGAGUAAAGAUAAGAAGUUUACAAUUAAACAGUAAUUCAUUAUUAACAUUACCAGCUGAAAUGUUUGAACGUUUUCUAUUAUUAACAACAUUAGAAAUAUCAAACAAUCAAAUUGUACAAUUUCCAAGAGAAAUAUGUUUAUUAAAAAAUUUAAAAAAUUUAUUUGUCAAAAAUAAUUGUUUAGAUGAUUUAUCUUUACCAAAAGAAAUGGAACAAUUACAACAAUUGGAAAUUGUUAAUUUUGGUGGAAAUCGAUUAAAACAAUAUCCAUAUCAAUUAUUUCAAUUGACUAAUUUAAAAGAAGUUUAUUUAGGAUCAAAUCAAAUAGCAUUUCUUCCAAAUUUAUUCGAUUCAUUAAGCAAAGUUGAAGUGCUUUAUUUGGGUGGUAAUCAAAUACCAUCCAUACCCGACACGAUUGGACUGAUGAAAAAUUUAAUUGUCCUAAAUUUAAGUGGAAAUCGUCUAAAGACAUUGCCAUCGACAAUAUCACAUUUAACACGUUUGAAAUCAUUAUCCUUACAUAAUAAUCAGUUUUCAACCCUUCCACCAGAUAUCAUUCGUCUCGAUCUACAAGAACUUAGUUUGCGAAAUAAUCCGUUAAUCGUAAGAUUUGUACGUGAUUUAACUUAUGAAGUGCCAACUCUCAAAGAAUUAGCGGCACGUACUGUUAAAAUACAAAAACUACAAUGUGACAAUGAAAUCAUACCUAAGAAUUUGGUAGAUUAUUUAAGUUCAGCAAAAUCAUGUGUUAAUCCAAAGUGUAAAGGUGUCUAUUUUGAAAAUUGUCAUAAGAACAUCAAAUUUGUGGAUUUUUGCGGUAAAUUUCAAUUGCCUUUACUACAAUUUUUGUGUUCUCCAACAUGCACAACGUCUCCAACAUUUUGUUGUACAAGUUCAGAUUCAGAUACACAAGAUGAUUAUGGAGAAAUACCGAAAGAUAUGAGUAACAAAUUUAAAAAGAUUUUACUUGGUUAG
Messenger RNA from Didymodactylos carnosus, 1188 nucleotides. The record is from the annotation of a GenBank genome assembly. NCBI's taxonomy places the organism in Eukaryota, Metazoa, Rotifera, Eurotatoria, Philodinida, Philodinidae.